CCAGCACAGCAAGCCACGAUUCGUCAACAAAGUGCGAUCGAACAGAUGUGAUGACGGACGUGCGCUGCUGAACUUGGUCUCAAUUUCAUCAGAAUUUCUUAAUCCCGGGGACCAUCCCUGGAGCCAGCAGCUUUCGCAUAGUUCGCACGGUACAACCACCGCGAAAGUUUGCUCUGGUGGAAGCAGAAUACGCUGGCAGCACGGGUGUGUAGCACGGACAUCGUUCGUGUGUGUUUUAUCGGCAGCUAUCGUACGUGUGUUCAUAUGGGUGCGAUUUGCAUUUGCGUCGCAAAAGAUUUGAGCCGUCGUGUCGUGUUCAAGCACGUUCCUGCCUAUGCCCCCGUUUCAAACGUUACCAUUGCGUGGUGUUUCAGCAUUUCAGUGUCCCAAAAGCUAGUCCCCCCGUUCGUGUUGGUGAUUGAUGAAACUGAAUCCACACAAGUAGGCGUAGUUGCGAGGGAGGUGCGAGUGGUAGACACCAAACGUCACAUUCCCUUUUUCAUGGUGCUAUCGAACAGUGUUCUAAUAAGCGCACUCUGCAGUGCAACUAUGCUUCCGUGCUCCUCGGUCUUGUGUAGUGGUGUGGUGUGGAAUAGGUGCUAAAGGAUAGAGCUUUGUGCAGCUGCUGUGUAUGCGCCCCAUGCCUACACACCCAUAUCAACCGGGAACAACACAUCCCACGUACGAAGAGAACGAAUGCGCCUGAUGCAGGAGAGCAGCUAAAUGGUGAAGAUGAAAUCAUUUUGCACGCGUGUGUGUGGAUGUCUUCGGACUUGCAUGCUAUGUGUAGUGGUGUGAAUCCCGCGGUGCAUCACUGUGUUUCCCACCAACAUUUUCCGACUGCACGGUUUUUGCGGAGUUUUAAAAUUCUUAGAGUGCGCGGUGCGUGUGUGUGACUGGCGUAGAUUAUUCAUCCUAGCAACCAGGAAGUUGCAUGGAAGUGAAGUUUGCCGACAAUGACGAAUAACGCAGGCUGGGUCAAAAACUGACUUGAGUGGAGCUAUACGAGAACAGUAAUAGAUUAGCUUAGCAACCCUCUGUUCGCUGUUAACCGCUGGCAGCAAAAAAACAUCCGGAUGAACGGUGAGAACGGCGCAGGGCCAGACAGCAGUGGCUGCGAUGGUGACACGGAAUAUGAUGCUCCACCGGAAAUUGCGGAUGCUGCCGCGUCGUCGGUACGCUGCCCGUCGGAGUGGUUGGAGGUGGACAGUUUGCGAGACAUUUUCGAUACGGCAAUUCAGUCGAAUGUGGACGCCGCACCGGAAGCUACAGGAUCCAACGAUGGGGAUAUCGAGCCAUCCCUGUUUGCUAGUGGAAGCAACUCGCUUGAUUACGCACCAGCCCCAUCCACACCUAUUCGCAUCUCACGGCCUAAUCGCGAGUUUUCCCACGCUAUCCAGAACGCCCUGGUAGAGGAAUGUCCUUUCAUGUACGACACCAAUGGAGGGAACGAACCAUGCUAUCCGUCCUCCAGCAAUGCUCGCCGAGUUCCGGCGAUGCUGUUAGGUAGCGGUAACACAUCCGCCGCCGUAACGGAUCCACCAACAGCUCCAACGCCCAUCAUGCCUAUUCCACCGGCCGCAGUGUUUCCUUCCGCAUCGGCAUCGUCCUCGCCCUCCCGCACCCGGGUGCGUUACGAUUAUUCGAAGCAUAGUCAUCCGGUUGGGUUCGGUUCGAUGUACCGGCAGUAUCAUCAGCAGCACCAUCAUUCGCAUCACCACCCCGGCGGUGGCUCCUCCGCGUCGUCCUCGUCGUCGUCGUCGGGCACUUUUGGAGCGCACGCAAGUCAUGGAGGGCGUACCUUUGCGAAUGAUACACCCGUGCCAAAUCAGCACCACUAUCAGGUUCACUAUCGCCAUCAACGCACACCGUCCACGGAAUCGUACGGGUAUUCCACCAACGAAGCAGCCGACAUACCACCAAGGACGACCAGCAGCGAAAUCCGGCGCGCUCGCAAGCGGUACAUCGACGGUGAGUGUAUAGAGCGCCCACCGAGCAACCACUGGACCGGGCGAACGCCCUCGGAAAGGAGAGGCGCCUGUGUUGGAGAAGCGGCGUCAGCUUCAUCGUCCGGUUCGGUAGCGGUAAAGCUCGAACCUAACAAAGCCGUAGACACAUCGAUGGCGAUGGUCAAUGGUAGUGUGGCGCCGGUUAAGAUGGAACCCCGUACACUCACGCCCGUCCCCGACCGAGACUGUCGUACACCUCCCACACCGACCAGGGACGAACCGCCGGUGGAAAUGUUGGAAGCAGUGAAGAUUGAAGCUUUUGAAACGAACUCUGCCGGCGUCUCGCUGUGUACCAUUCCAACCAACGGUGGCGGCAUCAGUGCCGGUACGUCACGGGUGUUUGGAAGGGUUCAGCAGCAGCCCAACAUUCGGCCUACUACUGCCUCUAGCAGCCAGGGUACGAUUAAGCCAGAACCUUCAAACAGCGGCGACUGCUUUUGUCAAGAAUGUGCUCGCAUGCGUCAGCGAGAUAGCGGAGAAGGAAGAUACAGCAACCCACCGGUCAAACGGGAGUGUUACUCGUGUUCUCCUGCACCGGCGCCACCCUUUCCGCCUCCCUCCUCGGCCGUGGUUCCAUCGAAUGAGCCACCGUUAUCGGAGUCGAAGCCGGCGGCGGUCGUUAAAUCGGAACCGACGGACGCCCAAUCGGGCCCUAAACCUGAAGCUCCGACCGUCAAGUCGGAGGUAGAAGCUCCUCCAGAACCGUCGCAAUGUUGCCCAGCAGAGCCGGUAACGGUAGCGAGCUUUUCGGACUCUAGCUCCAGUGCGGUACCGAAUGGCACCGGCGCCGCACCACAGCGGCUUAAUCCCUCGUCAGGCGGACGGGAAGAAUCGUCAAUGCCGGGUCCGAGUGGGCUGAAUCGGCGCAUCGGCACACCAAACGCCAACGGUCGACCUUCUCGAUGUCGCCCAGCGUUUGUGCAGAACCGUUUGAAGCGCUUUUCGUUCUGCAGCGAUGAUUACGUGGACGAUGAGGAUGAUGACGACGACGACGAUGACGAUGAUGACGAUGAUGAUGACCACCUGUACAACAAUCCUGCCAGCUAUAUAAAGCAUGAAAUGGACGAGGACGUGAUUCUUGUGGAGGAUGAGAGCAAGAAAAGGCACAACAAGUGCGCGUCGGGUCCGGUUGCUGCAGCCGACCGUACGCUCACGCCGAUACCCGUUGCGGAACGGCCGCCGGUGCCGGACAGUCAAAAUGGGGCAGACGUACCCACAUCUGGAGCCAGUGCCGGUGAGCAAACGGCUGCUCAGCCCGCACGUCGACUGUUCGGUUCGGACGCACUCGAUCCACAUCCCGACCUGCAGCUGGAUUGGAUUACGGACUCGAGCAGCAUCAGCAUCAGCGAUGACAACGAUGACGUCAUUAUGGUUGACCGGGCCGAUGGUGAGGGUGCUUCGGCGGCGGCUCCUCCCACCGCCACCACCAGUGCCAGCGGCAGGGAAACCGCAGCUGUGCCAAGAAAGCAGCGCCGCACCAAGAACCGACCGCACGCCACGUCCCGCGGCGAACCGAUCGAUCUGACCAACGAUUCGGACGACGAUACCGAUCUGGAGGUGCGAUCCAUCCCGGACCACAGCACGGCAUCGCGGACCGGCGGAUGGGCCCAGGAACGGGCCGCGUGGUUGCGCCGGUUGCGCACCGAGCGCAGCAAUCCGUCGACCAUGCGCCGCCAGCUGUUCCGCGCACUGCUACCGAACCCGAUGUUCGCGCGCGAUAUAGAUCUGCUGAUGGCCGCACCUUCGCGCCGACUGUUCAACACGACGAACGUGCGUACCGACACUCCGCCGCCCACCGCCCUAUCGUCGACCCGUGCGUACCGUAGCUACACACCGCCGCCCGCCGCACCGCGAACCUGCCUCGAACGGCGGCAUCAUCCGCUGGCGUUGAACGCAACGGCGCAUCGUACCUCGCCGCCAAACGAUCAGUGGGAGGGCGGCAGCCGCCGGCGUUAUUCGCCCCGCAUACGGCAAUCCCUUAACCGGCGCUGGAACUUCUACUAUCCCAGCUGUCCAACGGUGCGCGAGUGUCGCGGUUGGCGAUGCGUGGCCGUGAACGAAUCGGGACGUCCAGCGGCCGGUACGCGCAACAAUCACAAUCACCACGUCCACCACCACCACCAUCACACGGUCGAGAAUGGGUCGACGAGCUGCACGUUCUGCUCGCGUGCCCGCAGUCCCGGCGCAAUGCAAACGAUCGCUCCGUCUCCGUUGCUGUCCACCUCGUACGCGCCCGGGUCGUCGCGUUCGCUCGAUGCCGGCCAGGAAGCGGACGGUGGGUCACCCGCGUCCAAUCCACCUCCGACCGAUGUGGUUGUGCUCGAUCCACCGAACGAGGGCGAAGACGAUGGGUGCUACGGUUACCCACCACCGCGCCAUUGCGACCGGUUCGGUGCACUGUCGAGUGGGGGGGGUGCGCGCCCAGGGACCGGUGAUGGCGUGACACCCGGUACGGCCGGUACGGUGAUCGACAACACGUCGCUCGGCAGCUUCGUGGGGGGCGGCAAUCAUCAUCGUCCCACGAACCAUACCUGUUCCCCGAACUACGCGUGGCGCAGCGCCAACCCCGCCUACGAGCCUCCCCUGCUGAUGAUGCGAAGGCGCGACAAUAACGCCCCCCCACUGCCGUCCGUCAUCACCGUCAGCGAUAGCCCGAUCGACUACUCGGCCGCUCCCACGCCUACCCCGGCCACCGUGCCCGUGCCGGAUCGAGCCCGGAGGGUGGUGUUCUCCGCGACGCCUCCCGCUCGGCGGAACUUCAGCGACUGCAACAAUAAUGCCACUGCAGCUGGUGGAGCGACGACCCGGCCCCCGAACGGUGGUGACGGGUGGGACGCGGGAUACGAGAGCGUGGUCCCGGACGGCAGCGUUUGGGGCCCGUCCGCCUCGCUCGAGGCGCGCGUUCCACUGCCAGCGCCGUCCGUGUCGCCGCCGUCGAGCGGCUUCUCGCACUACAACGAUCUGCGGCAACGGUACACGCAGCUGCAGCAGCACAUCGACGGCAUCGGCACGUCGGCGAACCGUUUGCGCUCCCAGCGACUCCCGUACGCACCGCACGAAAGACUCUGGAUGCGGCAGCACCAGGCGCUCGAGACCCAGCGCCGCAUGAUGUCGGUCGUGAGCGGAGGUGAGCAGCUGCCGCCACCGCCCCACACCACCAGACCACCACCCGGCCUGUUCGAGUCGGUGUAUCCGUACAUUGCAGCGGCAGCAGGCGGUGCUGGAGCAGCAGCAGUAGCAGCAGGGACGGUCGCAGCGGCGGCCACCAACGGCGCAUCCGCUUCCUCCCCAUCCUCAGCCACGGCCGGCUCGAACGUUCCACGGCUGAGUGCGGCCGCAGCGCUCGCAUCCACCCUGUACCCGCGUCCCCCCACCAACCUAGCUCACCAACAUUUCCAUCCUCACCACCAUCAUCACGCCGGCGUUGGCGGCGACCAGUCCGGAUCGGGAUCGGUCAGCCAAUCGGGUGCCAACGCUUCGACCCGCGGGCAAGCACCCUCGUCGUCCUCGGCGUCCUCGUCGUCCUCGCUGUCAUCGGCGGCCCGCGUUAGUCUCGAGGGUGAGGAUUACGUGCGGCUGCAGGCGGCGGUACGCAGCAACAUUAUGCUGCCAUACCACCGUUACAACUCGGCGCUACAACCGGCCAACACGCGCACGACUGCUGCUAGCUCGGCGGCAGACCAGGGGCUGAAUCUACGCGUGCAUCGGCCCGUGCGGCGCGUCACAAACGAGACCAACUAUAUGUACCGUCGAAACGAUCAUCAGCACGUGCACCAUCACAUGUACCAUCAUAUACCGACGCAGGGCAACUUUCUCGGCAGCCAUCCGGAGAUACAGUUCAGCAUUGGGCUGCGACCCAGCUUACUGUCCAGCCUGAACCGGUUCGUGCGCGUGAUGGAAGAUUCCUGCACCAGUCGCGGUGCAACGCAGGAGAUGAUCGAAACGCACACCUUCCCGCACAAGUACAAACGAUUACGGCGCGUGAGCGAAACGGACGAGGAUAGCGAAAAGUGCACGAUCUGUCUGUCACAGUUCGAGAUUGACAACGAUGUUAGACGGCUGCCGUGCAUGCACCUCUUCCACAAGGACUGUGUCGAUCAGUGGCUGGUCACGAACAAGCACUGCCCCAUCUGCCGGGUGGACAUCGAGGUUAACUUCAACAAGGACUACAGCAUUUGACAACCGGCCGGAGGCGAACGUAUGGUGGCGGGGCGCGCGACCCGUCCGCUCACGGCACGCGAGCGACACCGCCGGUACCGCCAGUUCUACACCGUCGCCCUUCCCGUCGUGCUGCCUGAACGGCGCCGGUCGGCGGUGGCGGUGCAGAAUGAUGGAAGAGAGGGAGAAGAAGAAGAAGAAGAAGGAAUGGGAGGGGAGGGUGAUGAUGGAGAAGAAGGAGGAGGGGGGGAUGCGGUCAACGAGGAAGCGCCUACGCCCCGGUCCGGGAUUUCGACGAAUGCCGAUCGCUACCCGUAGGCCGUAGGCGCGUCAUUGGUGCAUUUGCCACGAAGCGUCUUCCCGAACUUUCUGGAGUGUGUAACUAAAUGUGUAUUUGUGAAGGGUAGAGAAAUAUGAAAGAAUAUAGGAUCUAAUUAUAAUAAUAUAAACUUGCUGGGACUGUGAAAACAAUAAAACUUCAUUUGCUAAGUGUAAA
This is a messenger RNA of Anopheles stephensi (Asian malaria mosquito), 6663 nucleotides long. RefSeq lists its product as uncharacterized. The coding region runs from base 1077 to 6188 and encodes 1703 amino acids. The transcript has 6 exons. The record is from RefSeq and is a predicted model, not a curated record. Lineage: Eukaryota; Metazoa; Arthropoda; Insecta; Diptera; Culicidae.